GCGGCCGCCGCGUCCCCGCCCCUCCGCCAUGGCCGAUGUGGAGGACGGGGACGAGCCCGGCGCCCCCCACUCGCUGCCGGGCUCCGCGGGCUCCAAGGCGGGCGCCCCCGACAAGAUGUUCUCGCUGAAGAAGUGGAACGCGGUGGCCAUGUGGAGCUGGGACGUGGAGUGCGACACCUGCGCCAUUUGCCGGGUGCAGGUCAUGGAUGCCUGUCUUAGAUGUCAAGCUGAAAACAAACAAGAAGAUUGUGUUGUGGUUUGGGGAGAAUGCAAUCAUUCCUUCCACAAUUGCUGCAUGUCCUUGUGGGUGAAACAGAAUAAUCGCUGUCCCCUCUGCCAGCAGGACUGGGUAGUCCAGAGAAUAGGCAAAUAAAAGCUGGAAGGAUUUCUUUCUGUUGCACUUAUUGGAAUGGUGUGUGUGUUAUGCCCUAUGCUCAUGCAGAACAGAAGGUGUCCAUCAGGACAUGACUCACUGGGUUUACCUGCUCCAAGACCAGAGUGGGUUGGGUGCAGGCCUCUGGCUGCUCAAGGUGCAGUCCAUGGGCAGGCUCACUGCAGGAGUUCCACAAUUCAAACAGGAGAUGCUACUGCAACAAAUGUAUCUGCUAUGAUUAGAGUAUUGUCUGGAUCAGAGCACAGAAACUUAGUGGUGCCAAUUAUACCCUAAACACAGAGCAUUUAAUCUUUUUCCAUUGAUAAAUUAAUUUAAUUGAAAGGGUCACUUCACCUGGUCUGAUACACUGCAUAAUUUACUUCCAGGAUAAAGAAAAUGUUUCCUAAGUACUAUUGUAUGCAAAACUACAGUCAGUGUGUUUUUUAAGAAAUUAUUCUGUGUUUUAAUCUAAAAUUAACAGUAUGUAAAACAUUUACUAUGUGCUUUUCCCAUCACACUGUAUUAAACCUUUCUAAUUUAGAUUUUCUUUAUGACUUUUGUUUUCCUGUAUCUCAUCUGUUGCUCUGUUAUAUUCUAUACAUGAUUUCUGCAACCAUAACAUUAAAAUUUAACCAUGUUAAUAA
This is a messenger RNA of Haemorhous mexicanus (house finch), 1017 nucleotides long. It is a transcript of the gene RNF7, whose product is annotated as ring finger protein 7. Gene Ontology annotation, molecular function: cullin family protein binding; zinc ion binding; ubiquitin protein ligase activity. The record is from RefSeq and is a predicted model, not a curated record. Gene Ontology annotation, biological process: protein ubiquitination; ubiquitin-dependent protein catabolic process. The coding region runs from base 29 to 373 and encodes 114 amino acids. Gene Ontology annotation, cellular component: nucleus; Cul5-RING ubiquitin ligase complex. Lineage: Eukaryota; Metazoa; Chordata; Aves; Passeriformes; Fringillidae. The transcript is spliced from 3 exons.